AUGCCUCUUGACGAAGAAGGCGCCAAAUGGUCGUGUGAGCCAUGUAUGCGUGGACAUCGCUCAUCAAAAUGUCAGCAUUUCGACCGUCUCAUGAUGAAAGUUCCCAAAGCCGGACGUCCAUUGGCAAAAUGUCCACAUCCUAAAGGGACGUGCAGUUGCGAGAAGGUGUAUGCAUUUAUGGUGCGAAUACCUAAAGGCUCGACUUGCUUGUGCAGACCACUGUAUCAAGUUCCAGCUAGUUCGGCAGCCGAGACACAAUCAGUUCCCACGUCUUCUAGGACACCGUCGUUACCACCUAAUCCUACUAUACCGACACCCACGACCGCGGCACCCGGCCGAAUACAGAAGCAUACGCGCAGACCCAGCAACUUUCAGAAUCCCUCGGAUAAUGUCAUCAAGGCUCUGGAUUCCGAGCUUAUCCAAGCUGACUAUAAGAAUGACAUUCGAAUAACAACGAAGACGGCUACGCUGGACCGCUCUGUAGCCUAUACGCCUGUCUCUGGAGAUACACAUACGCCGUCAUAUGACCCGGGUCAAUCAUUACCGAUUAAAGCAGAGAGCAAGCUAGGUGGAUGUUGUUCUGCGAAAACGAAGCCUGUCACUCCAACACCGGAACCACAACAACGAUCCUGUUGCGGGGGUGGUACGACGCCCCGGAAGAAAGAAGAGCAAGUUCCAAAUAUGCCAGAAAACCGCAUCGACUCAGCGUGGAACGAAUCAUUUUAUGGCUCCCAAGGACUAUCAUGGAACGCACAACUGCCAAAUACCGAUUUUGCCCCACAAAAUAAUACAUAUACAACUAUGAACAUGAAGGCUUCAUAUUAUAACCAACCGCAAUCGAAUCAAUCUGCGAUGCCUCGAACGUUCCAUAAUAUGGAUACACAAUACCAGACCAAUAUAAGUGGACCGCCCAUGCAUCCAUUCUAUCUAAAUACCGCUUCAUAUCCUUUCGACAUGUCGCUUCCAUUUGUUGACGACAGUAAUCACAACUGUUCGUGUGGCGACAGUUGUCAAUGUCUAGGAUGUGCCAGCCAUCCAUACAACGAAACAACGCGACAACACGUACAAGAAAUGGGAUAUUUGAUGACCAUAAAAGAGGACGAAGAGAAGUCUGGGACUUCCAGUCCAUUUACAGGUCUAAACAGUCCACCAGCAAUGCUGUCCAACAUUCCAUCCAACCCUAACAACCCAGUGCGGACAAACGCACAACCGUCCUUUACAGACGACAAUGCUUUAUCUUCAACUUUCGAUAAUACCAUUAAUUCACCCACUCUCGCAAACAAUCAGUUCAUGCAACCCUCUGAAUAUUAUACGAUUGAGUAUCCUGUCGGCUUGAAUCUCUGCUCAGAUAUAACAGGGACAUGCCAGUGUGGCAAUGACUGCAGUUGCGUGGGAUGCAUCACCCACAGUGGUCACGACGGGAUUGUCCUAGGGUCAAUGCCAACAGAAGGCCAAGUUAUAACCAACCCGGCCCCGCAGCAGCAGUUCCAUGAUCACUACAGUCAAAACCCGGAUAACCCCCGUUCGAUGGACCAGUAUUCCCCAUCGAGGUUGAGUCCGCCGGUUAUUGAGACGCCGCUUGUGUAG
Messenger RNA from Talaromyces marneffei, 1587 nucleotides. RefSeq lists its product as uncharacterized. Gene Ontology annotation, biological process: positive regulation of transcription by RNA polymerase II; intracellular copper ion homeostasis; intracellular iron ion homeostasis. Gene Ontology annotation, cellular component: nucleus. The coding region runs from base 1 to 1587 and encodes 528 amino acids. The record is from RefSeq and is a predicted model, not a curated record. The transcript is spliced from 3 exons. Lineage: Eukaryota; Fungi; Ascomycota; Eurotiomycetes; Eurotiales; Trichocomaceae. Gene Ontology annotation, molecular function: DNA-binding transcription factor activity, RNA polymerase II-specific; copper ion binding; RNA polymerase II cis-regulatory region sequence-specific DNA binding.